UUUAAAUUUAUUUCCAUUUCUAAGCUUCCAAACAAAAUAUCGGCUGACCAAAGAAGUAUUUAUGUACGUUCUCAACGAAAAAAAAUUAAGGAAAGGCAUGAGAACUACAUAUAUUCCUCCAAUCAUGAGACUAGCAGCAACACUGGAAAUUUUAGCAGGUGGCGGGUACCAGUGGCAAACGGGAGGCGCACACACAGCACCCAUGGGACCAAGCACUCUGUCGAAGAUCUUUCGCGACACGUUGUCAUCCAUGGAAGACCAUUUAUGUAGCCAAUGGAUAGUUUAUGAAAAAGACUUCCAGCCGUGUAAGGAGUGGUUCAAUCAAAAAUACAAUUUUCCUGGGGUUGUCGGUGCCGUCGAUGGUACGCAUUUGCAGUUGCUAAAACCUGUGGAAAACGAACACAUAUAUUUUAAUAGAAAAGGCAAACAUAGCAUUAAUGCAAUGCUAAUCUGCGACCAUAAAUUAAUUAUAAGAGCUAUAUGCCCAAAAUUUGGGGGGGCUGCACACGACUCGUUUGUGUGGAAGGCCUCCAAUGAGAGAAUGGUAAUGGAGCGACGAUACAACAGCGGAGAUACAAAUUCUUGGCUAUUAGGCGAUUCUGGAUACCCUCUUGAACCAUGGCUAAUGACCCCAUACCGAUUACGAGAAAAUGAAACUGACGCAAGUAAAUGUAUCUACAAUGAUAUACAUAGCAAAGCAAGGAGCGUUGUUGAAAGAAGCAUUGGGGUUUAUAAAGGGCGCUGGAGGAUAUUAUCUGACGACAGAAAGCCAAGGUAUAACCCAACAUUGGUUGCCAAAAUUGCAAACGUGUGUGCAGCUCUGCAUAAUGUGUGCAUCAGCCGCAAUGUUCAGUUUGAAAGCAAUAACGAAGCUGCAACUUCACGACAAGAAAGAGGGGUAGAUACCACUCCACCAGAAAUAGUUAACCGAGAAGCUGAAAGAAUAAGAAAUCGAAUAAAAGAACAUUUUUCCCAAACCGCAAUGUAA
Molecule: messenger RNA, 988 nt
Organism: Rhagoletis zephyria (snowberry fruit fly)
Lineage: Eukaryota; Metazoa; Arthropoda; Insecta; Diptera; Tephritidae
Product: putative nuclease HARBI1
Source: RefSeq, a predicted model, not a curated record